UGCCUGCCAAGUGCUGGGGGCCGGAAGAGCGCAAGCACGUAGGCGCAGCCGCAAGGUGUGCCGGGAAGCGGUGGUUCGGCGCUCCGCUGCUCGCGCCUGCUAGUUGCUAGGAACCAGGGACGCCGGCCCGGCGGCCGCGGCCUGUGAGCGGCGAUGGAUCCCGGGAAGAGAAGAACGAAAGAUGAUACUUGGAGAGCAGAUGAUCUCAGAAAACACCUUUGGGCUGCACAGUCAGGUAGUCCCAAGGAAGAUAAGAAACACAGAGAAAAGAAGCUGCAGAAGGAGUCAGAAGUGGACUUCCUUGAAUACAAAGAGCAAAAGCACAGGGACCCAGACCGAGACACCAAGCACAGAGAGAGGCCCUCCGAGAGAGACCGUCACGCUUCCAGGGAGAACCCUCGUGGGAACAGAGACAGAGAAACACUGAGGGAAAGGAAAAGGGACUCCAGAGACCGGGACGGAGAAAGGCACAAAGAGAAAUACCGAGAGCAGGAUGCAGAGAAAUCUCACAGUCGAGGAAAAGACACAGACAAGGACAAAGACUGCAGAGUGAGGAGGGAGGAGCUGCGGCAGACGGCCCGCCACAGCCUGCUGGGCCGGCAGCUCCCCGAGCAGGCGGAGCGCAGGGCGAGGGCAGGUAGCAAAGUGAGAGCUGAAGAGAAGGGGAAGAGAGAGGAAGACUCUGAACAGGGGGACAAAGAGAGGGAGAGGCGGUACCGAGAAAGAAAGCUGCAGUACGGCGACAACAGGGACACUCCUCUUCAGUACUGGCUCUACAAGGAAGGAGGCGAGCGGAGACACAGGAGGCACAGAGAGCCAGACCGAGAGCAGACGCGUGGAGGAAAAGGCAGCACGAGGGAGAGAAGAGACAAGCACUCAAGAGAAAAAAGCCAUUCGUUCUCUGACAAGGGAGGGGAAGAACGACGACACCGAGAGAAGCGCCACGGGGAAGGCUCUCGCGUCGGAGAGGAGAGGCCGCCAAGAGCCGAGCCGAGGACCUGGGAGUCCAAGAACAGUGAGCACAGAAAUCGGGGUUCAAGUUCAAGGAGAGAUCUGACCGGCAGCCAGGAAGGAUCAUGCACUCUCUGGUAUGCAGAGAGUUUAGUAAAAAAUAAUGGAAAAGAUAAAGACUCAAGAAAGAAGGAAAUUGAAAAGGAAGACACUGAUCUAGAAAAUGCUGGAGCUGAUGAAUUUACAGCUUGUGCUGAAGAUGAUUUUGAAGACUACGAAGAUGACUUUGAGGUUUGUGAGGGAGAGGACGACAGCUCUGGGGAGCCGGAGCCAAAGGAGAACAUCGAAGAGCUUCCUCUGGCCAGAAGAAAGGAGAUACAGGAAAUUCAGAGAGCCAUCAAUGCCGAGAACGAGCGGGUCGGCGAGGUGUCCUGCAAGCUGUCCCAGAGGCGAGGUCUUGUGGAGGGUGACAGGAAGGCAGAGAGAGAUGCAAACAGUUCCCCUUCCAGAACCCCUGUUUGUGGAAUUUUCAUGGAUUUUGCAACAGCCUCACGCCGUCAGAAGAGUCGGACUCAAGCCCUUAAGCAAAAGACACGCAGUACAAAACUGCUUCGGCUCAUUGACUUGGAUUUUUCCUUCACUUUCUCUCUUUUGGAUCUACCGCCGAUAAAUGAAUAUGACAUGUAUAUCAGAAACUUCGGGAGAAAAAAUACCAAGCAGGCGUAUGUUCAGUACAAUGAAGAUAAUGUUGACAGAGACAUCCAGACUGAAGAGAUAGAGACCAGGGCGGUGUGGACCCAGCACCCAGGCGAGGGCACGGCCGUGUCAGGGGGGAGCGGGAGUGACGACCUGUGGGACACGGCCGCCCCGAAGGUCAACACGCCCCGACUGUCCCGCUUCCUUCGGGCCGCCUGCCAGGUGAUUGCGGUUUUGCUUGAAGAGGACCGGGUGGCGGCCGAGCCCAGUUGGAACGCUGCGGCACAGGACAGCGCCCUGGGGAUCAGUGACCGCGCCUUUCAGCUGAACACCAGCCUGCCGUUCCUCCAGGAUCGAAAAGUGUCCUGCUUAUGCGCCUCUCAGGUGCAGAGGCAGACGGUGGUAUCCGUCCACGGGCCGCCGGAAGCAGCGUCCGCCCCCGUGCCAGACGGCAGGCACGUGCUGUGCGUGUGGGAUAUCUGGCAGCCUUCGGGGCCGCAGAAGGUCCUGAUAAGUGAGUCGAAGGUCACGUGCUGCUGCUUUAGCCCUUUUAAAGCCUUUUUACUGUUUGCUGGAACAGUGCAUGGCUCAGUCCUUGUGUGGGACCUACGAGAAGACUCCAGAAUGCAUCACUGUGUGAAGCUGGGUGACCGCUUCUGGACGUUCAGGACAGCAACGUUUUCUACUGAUGGCCUCCUGACGCCAGUAAACCACUGCAGUGCUGUUCAAGCCGUCGAACCUGUCUCCACGUCUGUCUACAAAAAACAGAGUUUUGUGCUUUCCCCCUUCUCUACUCAAGAAGAAAUGUCAGGUUUGGCGUUCCACAUUGCUUCGCUGGAUGCGAGCGGGGUUCUCAACGUGUGGGUGGUGGUUGAGUUACCGAAGGCAGAUAUCGCAGGCUCAGUAAGUGACUUAGGUCUAAUACCUGGAGGGAGGAUAAAAUUGGUGCACAGCACCACGAUUCAGCUGAGUGACAGCCUUUCCCAUAAAGGCUGUGAAUGCUGGGGGCGCACACAAGCCCUCAAUGUGAAGUUUCUGCCUGCAGAUCCCGCUCACUUCGUUGUUGGCACAGACGUGGGUGUUAUAAGUCACGGCGCCAGACAGGAUUUGAGAGUGUCUCCCAGACUGUACAAACCCCGGCAGCGUGGCCUGAGACCCGUCAGAGUAAAUGUGAUCGACUUUUCACCAUUUGGAGACCCAAUAUUCCUGGCCGGCUGUUCAGACGGAAGCAUCAGGCUGCACCAGCUGCUCAGCGAGCGCCCGCUGCUGCAGUGGGACGGGGGCACCGGCGGCCGCCCCGUCACAGGCCUGCGCUGGUCCUGGACCAGACCCGCCGUGUUUCUGGCCCAGGAUGACGCCUCCUGCAUUUAUAUUUGGGACCUCCUGGAAAGCGACUUGGGUCCUGUGGCCAAACAGCUGAUCUCUCCGGACAAGCUGGUGGCCAUGACGGUCGUGGGAGAAGCAGAGAAGACCAGCGGCAGCUUCCUGGCCCUGGUGCUGGCCAGGGCCUCCGGCAGCGUGGACCUGCAGUUCCUGAAGACGGCCUGGGCGGCCCCGGUGGCAGAUGAACUGGGGAGGCUGCGGGCGCUCCUGCAGGGAGCCCAGUAGGAGGGGGCGUGGGGAGAUCGCAGGUGCUGGGAGAUCGCCGGCAGGGGCAUCCCUGUGAGAGGGGGCGGGAAGGUCGUGGGGGCAGGGAGCCCUGUAGGAGGGGGUAUGGGGAGGUCACAGGUGCGGGGAGCCCCGUAGGAGGGGGCGUGGUGAUCGCGGCCAGCUGGUGAUGGAUCCUGGAGGGCGUAUUUCCAUCCGUGGCCUGUGCAUUUAUGCGGAUAGAGGGCGUAUAUUAUGUAUGUAACUUACUUUACAAGAACGUCACAUCACUGUUCCCGGUAAAUAAAUUGCUAUUUUUGAAUGGAAACAAGCAUUCGAGUGCAGGCCGGACUCCAGGGGAAAUAGUCAUGCGGCUACGCUUGUCUCUGAGAAUAUUUCUCCUUAUUUUUAGAACAGCUUUACAAUAUUGGCACGUUUAUAUUUAAACAAUCUACCAUGAGAAUGUAUUUCAAUGAACAAUUUUCUUAGGCACACAGAAAAUGACAUACACAGGGUAUAAAAUAAAAGGACUUUCCUUAUUGAAAUCACCUCUGCCAACCACAUUUUCCUAAAACUUUCUUAGGCCUCUUUGGCAGUGUUUGAAAUGUUGUGCAUUAUGCUUUAGUAUUUAAAGUAUUUUUGUAUAAAAAUAAUACAAAAGUAAAUAAAUUCUUUUUUUAUAGUU
Messenger RNA from Suricata suricatta (meerkat), 3919 nucleotides. RefSeq names its product WD repeat domain 60 (gene DYNC2I1). Gene Ontology annotation, biological process: intraciliary transport. Bases 154 to 3255 code for a protein of 1033 amino acids. Gene Ontology annotation, cellular component: cytoplasmic dynein complex. The record is from RefSeq and is a predicted model, not a curated record. NCBI's taxonomy places the organism in Eukaryota, Metazoa, Chordata, Mammalia, Carnivora, Herpestidae. Gene Ontology annotation, molecular function: dynein light chain binding; dynein heavy chain binding. The transcript is spliced from 24 exons.